Messenger RNA from Symphalangus syndactylus (siamang), 11013 nucleotides. It is a transcript of the gene ITSN1, whose product is annotated as intersectin 1. Gene Ontology annotation, molecular function: calcium ion binding; guanyl-nucleotide exchange factor activity; protein binding. Gene Ontology annotation, cellular component: plasma membrane; intracellular vesicle; presynaptic membrane. Lineage: Eukaryota; Metazoa; Chordata; Mammalia; Primates; Hylobatidae. Gene Ontology annotation, biological process: clathrin-dependent synaptic vesicle endocytosis; positive regulation of Rho protein signal transduction; endosomal transport. The record is from RefSeq and is a predicted model, not a curated record.
UUUUCUUUGUUUUUUUUUUUUUUUUUUUUUUUUUUUUUUUUUUUUGAGACGGAGUCUUGCUCUGUCUCCCGGGCUGGAGUGCAGUGGCAUGAUCUAGGCUCACUGCAAGCUCCGCCUCCCAGGUUCACGCCAUUCUCCUGCCUCAGCCUCCUGAGUAGCUGGGACUACAGGCACCCUCCACCAUGCCCGGCUAAUUUUUUUUUGGUAUUUUUAGUAGAGGUGGGGUUUCACCAUAUUAGCCAGGAUGGUCUCAAUCUGCUGACCUCGUGAUCUGCCCGCCUCAUCCUCCCAAAGUGCUGGGAUUACAGGCGUGAGCCACCACUCCCGGUCUCAACAUGGUAGCCUUUUACAAAUUACUAUAUAUUUUUUCAAAUUAUAGUAAUUCAUACAGCAAGCAUAUAUAAUGGUAGGACAAAACACCUUAAGCCAAGAUGUCAUCUCCAUGGUCUGUCCAGGUAGCAUAGAACACAAAAGGAGAUGUGAUUGAAAGAUGUUGCUUCAUCUACAUGUUACUACUAUUGUCUGGGGUUCCUUAGGAGCCAAGGAGAACCUCUCUGUGAUUGGCAUUGGAAAGACCUGUGGUUAGAAGAAAAUUAUGUGGGAAAAUUCCAGCCUUAUUUUUUAUUUUAUUUUAUUUUAUUUUAUUUUUGAGACGGAGUCUCGUUGUGCCACCCAAGCCGGAGUGCAGUGGCGCGAUCUUGGCUCGCUGCAACCUCUGCCUCUUGGGUUCAAGCAGUUCUCCUGCCUCAGCCUCCUGAGUAGCUGGAACUACAGGCAUGUGUCACCACAAUGGGCUAAUUUUUUGUUUAGUGGAGACGGGGUUUCACCGUGUUAGCCAGGAUGGUCUCGAUCUCUUGACCUCGUGAUCCACCCGCCUUGGCCUCCCAAAGUGCUGGGAUUACAGGCGUGAGCCACUGCCCCUGGCCCAGCCUCAUCUUUAAGCCAUAAUUUUUCUAUUGUGUUAGUGAAUAAGCCUGAAAGGUACAUCUUCAUUCAUAUAUAAACAUAAUUUAGUUUUCAUUAGGUAGAUUCCUUGCUCACAUCCAGCUGAGAACAUGACACUAAAGAAAUCGGGCUUUAAUUAGGGAGGGAAAGAGAGAGAACGUGGAGUCCCUUUGGUUGUCACUUAAGAGAUACAGAUGAAGGAGAAGUAGAGUUGGAGGUCAGAAGGGCCGGAAGGUAAAUGUAGUCUAAUAUUAGUCAUAGUGAGGUGAAGGCUUUUGAGGAGUAGAGAUUCACCUAGGGUGAGAAUUAUUUCCUAAGUUCUAGAGUAGGAUGGUAAAUAAAAAAUAGUCUUAGAUGCUUUGUCAGGAACUGAUAAUGACUAUAAGUAUAUUUUAAAUCAUAAGAGUUAUACUUAUGUUUGCUGUGAUCCUCUCAUAGUAGCUGUGAAAUAUUUAAAGUAAGGCAUAAAAUUAUUAUAUCUAUAUCUAUAAGUAAAAAUGGUCUAAUUUAAUGCUUUCAGUAUCAUAGUUUAGUAUUAAGCUAAUGCUAACUUCAUAAAAUCAUUUUUUCCUAAGAUAAUUUUCGAGAUUUAUAGGAAGGUUGAAAUGCAUGCAUUUCCUCUGGAUUUGCCAUUUGUUGCAUAGUAUUAUGUAUAAUAUUUUCUUAAACAAAAAGUUUAAAGAAAAUAUUAGCAAAUCAAACCUAGCUGUGUAGUGAAAGAAUAACAUGCAUAUAUGAAUUGGUCUGUUGUACAAAUUCUAGGAUAAUUCAAUAUUUGCAAAUAUGUCACUAUAAUUCAGAAUGUAAGUAAAGGAGAAAUUCAUUAUCUCACUAGAUGCUUAAAGCUGCUGAAAAAAAUUUAGCAGCCAUUUCUUAAUAAAAUUAUAAAAAAUAGGAAUAGAAGAAAACUACAUAAACAUGGUAAAUAAUCUUUACUAAACUACAACAACAAACCAACCUAUUAAAAUAUGAAAUACUAAAACUGUCACUGUGAAAGUCACAGGCAAUACAAAAAUUAUUGCUAUCACAACUAUUUUGUAUAGCUUAGUAUUAUUGCUUUGGGCUGGUAAUGUAAGGCUAAAUUCUUUACUUCCGGAAAAUAUAGAUCUAGGAAAUCUAAGAGAUUCAUAUGUGAGACUAUUAGCACUAAUAAGAAAGUGUGGUAAAGUAGCUGGAUACAAAGAAGAGAAAUCAAUAACCUCUUUAUUUUGCAACACAGUAAAAAAAUGGAAGUAAAACUGAAUGAACAGAAUGUAUUCUCAUAUAUAUUAAAUAUCUGUUUUACUAUGCAUUUAAAAUCCAGAGCUUACCAUUUUUGGGAAACUCUAUAAAAAGGUAUAUGACAUGUUGAUUCCAAAAGGAUUUUAUGAGGACUAAAUGAGACACUAAAAUUUUUAAGAAAAUUAUCAAGGUUGCCUAUACGAUAUAUUGAACGAGAAAUUGUCGAGGAAAAGAAGGGCAGCUGCAGUUUCUAAAGGGAAUCUACAGUGAGAAGUAGUCUGAUUCACAAACCUCUGGUGAAAUAUGGUGUCUUGACUACACUUGUUUUCCCCUUCCCUAAAGUCUGCAGUAAUCUCAAAGGAAGCUUAAAAAUGUUAAUUCAUAGCCGGGCGGAUGGGGUGUUGUCACCUGUAAUCCCAGCUACUUGGGAGGCAGAGGCAGGAGAAUUGCUUGAACCCAGGAGGUGGAGGUUGCAGUGAGCCAAGAUUGUGCCACUGUACUCCAGCCUGGGGACAGAGUGAGACUCUGUCUCAAUAAAUAAAUAAAAUAAUAAAAUACAUAAAUAAAAUCUUAAUUCAUAAGGAGAAGUAUAACAGUAAAGGAGACAGGGACCAAAGAUUGUAACAAUUUUUCAAAACAGAAAGUGAAUGAAGGGAGUAGUAACUGAGUUCACAGAGAAAGAUACCACCUAAGUACCUGCAGAGGUCAGUUACGGAGAUAACAGCAUGCCCCAGGGAUAUCUUGAGAGAGUUCCUUGUGCUUGGAGACUCCACAUAUUCCAAAAGGCUGAAGUCAGUUUUACAGCUCACAGUGGAAAUUCCUUAAAAGUCCAUAUCCAGAUCUUUUAGACCUUCCUCUCCUACACUCCAGCAGAUAGGUAACUACUUCAGUCCCCUGUCUGCUGGGGAAAUGGGAGGAGCACUAGAACCAGAAGUGCUCCACACUAGAGAGGUGAAGCAUGGGAUUGAAAGUCAAAUGAGCCUGUACAAGUCUGCACACUGAAGUGUGGGGCCCUACCUCCUCCUCCCUUCUUCACUCCUCCUCAAGGCAGCACUUAGGUGAGUUGAUCCCUUCACACCCCACCCAGCACUUCGUUCUACCUGGCAAAACUUAACAGCUUCGAUGAAGAAACCUCCACAUUACUGAACAUUUGGAGGUGUCCCAGUGAAAAGGCAUCGAUUAGCAAGGUAAAAGUAACAGAACCAUGGCUCAGUUUCCAACACCUUAUGGUGGCAGCCUGGAUAUCUGGGCCAUAACUGUAGAGGAAAGAGCGAAGCAUGAUCAGCAGUUCCAUAGUUUAAAGCCAAUAUCUGGAUUCAUUACUGGUGAUCAAGCUAGAAACUUUUUUUUUCAAUCUGGGUUACCUCAACCUGUUUUAGCACAGAUAUGGGCACUAGCUGACAUGAAUAAUGAUGGAAGAAUGGAUCAAGUGGAGUUUUCCAUAGCUAUGAAACUUAUCAAACUGAAGCUACAAGGGUAUCAGCUACCCUCUGCACUUCCCCCUGUCAUGAAACAGCAACCAGUUGCUAUUUCUAGCACACCAGCAUUUGGUAUGGGAGGUAUCGCCAGCAUGCCACCACUUACAGCUGUUGCUCCAGUGCCAUUGGGAUCCAUUCCAGUUGUUGGAAUGUCUCCAGCCCUAGUAUCUUCUGUUCCCACAGCAACUGUGCCCCCCCUGGCUAACGGGGCUCCCCCUGUUAUACAACCUCUGCCUGCAUUUGCUCAUCCUGCAGCCACGUUGCCAAAGAGUUCUUCCUUUAGUAGAUCUGGUCCAGGGUCACAACUAAACACUAAGUUACAAAAGGCACAGUCAUUUGACGUCGCCAGUGUCCCACCAGUGGCAGAAUGGGCUGUUCCUCAGUCAUCAAGACUGAAAUACAGGCAAUUAUUCAAUAGUCAUGACAAAACUAUGAGUGGACACUUAACAGGUCCCCAAGCAAGAACUAUUCUUAUGCAAUCAAGUUUACCACAGGCUCAGCUGGCUUCAAUAUGGAAUCUUUCUGACAUUGAUCAAGAUGGAAAACUUACAGCAGAAGAAUUUAUCCUGGCAAUGCACCUCAUUGAUGUAGCUAUGUCUGGCCAACCACUGCCACCUGUCCUGCCUCCAGAAUACAUUCCACCUUCUUUUAGAAGAGUUCGAUCUGGCAGUGGUGUAUCUGUCAUAAGCUCAACAUCUGUAGAUCAGAGGCUACCAGAGGAACCAGUUUUAGAAGAUGAACAACAACAAUUAGAAAAGAAAUUACCUGUAACGUUUGAAGAUAAGAAGCGGGAGAACUUUGAACGUGGCAAUCUGGAACUGGAGAAACGAAGGCAAGCUCUCCUGGAGCAGCAGCGCAAGGAGCAGGAGCGCCUGGCACAGCUGGAGCGGGCAGAGCAGGAGAGGAAGGAGCGUGAGCGCCAGGAGCAAGAGCGCAAAAGACAACUGGAACUGGAGAAGCAACUGGAAAAGCAGCGGGAGCUAGAACGGCAGAGAGAGGAGGAGAGGAGGAAGGAAAUUGAGAGGCGAGAGGCUGCAAAACGGGAACUUGAAAGGCAACGACAACUUGAGUGGGAACGGAAUCGAAGGCAAGAACUACUAAAUCAAAGAAACAAAGAACAAGAGGACAUAGUUUUACUGAAAGCAAAGAAAAAGACUUUGGAAUUUGAAUUAGAAGCUCUAAAUGAUAAAAAGCAUCAACUAGAAGGGAAACUUCAAGAUAUCAGAUGUCGAUUGACCACCCAAAGGCAAGAAAUUGAGAGCACAAACAAAUCUAGAGAGUUGAGAAUUGCCGAAAUCACCCAUCUACAGCAACAAUUACAGGAAUCUCAGCAAAUGCUUGGAAGACUUAUUCCAGAAAAACAGAUACUCAAUGACCAAUUAAAACAAGUUCAGCAGAACAGUUUGCACAGAGAUUCACUUGUUACACUUAAAAGAGCCUUAGAAGCAAAAGAACUAGCUCGGCAGCAGCUACGAGACCAACUGGAUGAAGUGGAGAAAGAAACUAGAUCAAAACUACAGGAGAUUGAUAUUUUCAAUAAUCAGCUAAAGGAACUAAGAGAAAUACACAAUAAGCAACAACUCCAGAAGCAAAAGUCCAUGGAGGCUGAACGACUGAAACAGAAAGAACAAGAGCGAAAGAUCAUAGAAUUAGAAAAACAAAAAGAAGAAGCCCAAAGACGAGCUCAGGAAAGGGACAAGCAGUGGCUGGAGCAUGUGCAGCAGGAGGACGAGCAUCAGCGACCAAGAAAACUCCACGAAGAGGAAAAACUGAAAAGGGAGGAAAGUGUCAAAAAGAAGGAUGGCGAGGAAAAAGGCAAACAGGAAGCACAAGACAAGCUGGGCCGGCUUUUCCAUCAACACCAAGAACCAGCUAAGCCAGCUGUCCAGGCACCCUGGUCCACUGCAGAAAAAGGUCCACUUACCAUUUCUGCACAGGAAAAUGUAAAAGUGGUGUAUUACCGGGCACUGUACCCCUUUGAAUCCAGAAGCCAUGAUGAAAUCACUAUCCAGCCAGGAGACAUAGUCAUGGUUAAAGGGGAAUGGGUGGAUGAAAGCCAAACUGGAGAACCCGGCUGGCUUGGAGGAGAAUUAAAAGGAAAGACAGGGUGGUUCCCUGCAAACUAUGCAGAGAAAAUCCCAGAAAAUGAGGUUCCCGCUCCAGUGAAACCAGUGACUGAUUCAACAUCUGCCCCUGCCCCCAAACUGGCCUUGCGUGAGACCCCCGCCCCUUUGGCAGUAACCUCUUCAGAGCCCUCCACGACCCCUAAUAACUGGGCCGACUUCAGCUCCACGUGGCCCACCAGCACGAAUGAGAAACCAGAAACGGAUAACUGGGAUGCAUGGGCAGCCCAGCCCUCUCUCACCGUUCCAAGUGCCGGCCAGUUAAGGCAGAGGUCCGCCUUUACUCCAGCCACGGCCACUGGCUCCUCCCCGUCUCCUGUGCUAGGCCAGGGUGAAAAGGUGGAGGGGCUACAAGCUCAAGCCCUGUAUCCUUGGAGAGCCAAAAAAGACAACCAUUUAAAUUUUAACAAAAAUGAUGUCAUCACCGUCCUGGAACAGCAAGACAUGUGGUGGUUUGGAGAAGUUCAAGGUCAGAAGGGUUGGUUCCCCAAGUCUUACGUGAAACUCAUUUCAGGGCCCAUAAGGAAAUCUACAAGCAUGGAUUCUGGUUCUUCAGAGAGUCCUGCUAGUCUAAAGCGAGUAGCCUCUCCAGCAGCCAAGCCGGUCGUUUCAGGAGAAGAAUUUAUUGCCAUGUACACUUACGAGAGUUCUGAGCAAGGAGAUUUAACCUUUCAGCAAGGGGAUGUGAUUUUGGUUACCAAGAAAGAUGGUGACUGGUGGACAGGAACAGUGGGCGACAAGGCCGGAGUCUUCCCUUCUAACUAUGUGAGGCUUAAAGAUUCAGAGGGCUCUGGAACUGCUGGGAAAACAGGGAGUUUAGGAAAAAAACCUGAAAUUGCCCAGGUUAUUGCCUCAUACACCGCCACCGGCCCCGAGCAGCUCACUCUCGCCCCUGGUCAGCUGAUUUUGAUCCGAAAAAAGAACCCAGGUGGAUGGUGGGAAGGAGAGCUGCAAGCACGUGGGAAAAAGCGCCAGAUAGGCUGGUUCCCAGCUAAUUAUGUAAAGCUUCUAAGCCCUGGGACGAGCAAAAUCACCCCAACAGAGCCACCUAAGUCAACAGCAUUAGCGGCAGUGUGCCAGGUGAUUGGGAUGUACGACUACACCGCGCAGAAUGACGAUGAGCUGGCCUUCAACAAGGGCCAGAUCAUCAACGUCCUCAACAAGGAGGACCCUGACUGGUGGAAAGGAGAAGUCAAUGGACAAGUGGGGCUCUUCCCAUCCAAUUAUGUGAAGCUGACCACAGACAUGGACCCAAGCCAGCAAUGGUGUUCAGACUUACAUCUCUUGGAUAUGUUGACCCCAACUGAAAGAAAGCGACAAGGAUACAUCCACGAGCUCAUUGUCACCGAGGAGAACUAUGUGAAUGACCUGCAGCUGGUCACAGAGAUCUUUCAAAAACCCCUGAUGGAGUCUGAGCUGCUGACAGAAAAAGAGGUUGCUAUGAUUUUUGUGAACUGGAAGGAGCUGAUUAUGUGUAAUAUCAAACUACUGAAAGCGCUGAGAGUCCGCAAGAAGAUGUCCGGGGAGAAGAUGCCUGUGAAGAUGAUUGGCGACAUCCUCAGCGCGCAGCUGCCGCACAUGCAGCCCUACAUCCGCUUCUGCAGCCGUCAGCUCAAUGGGGCUGCCCUGAUCCAGCAGAAGACGGAUGAGGCCCCAGACUUCAAGGAGUUCGUCAAAAGAUUGGCAAUGGAUCCUCGGUGUAAAGGGAUGCCACUCUCUAGUUUUAUACUGAAGCCUAUGCAACGGGUAACAAGGUACCCACUGAUCAUUAAAAAUAUCCUGGAAAACACCCCUGAAAACCACCCGGACCACAGCCACUUGAAGCACGCCCUGGAGAAGGCGGAAGAGCUCUGUUCCCAGGUGAACGAAGGGGUGCGGGAGAAGGAGAACUCUGACCGGCUGGAGUGGAUCCAGGCCCACGUGCAGUGUGAAGGCCUGUCUGAGCAACUUGUGUUCAAUUCAGUGACCAAUUGCUUGGGGCCGCGCAAAUUUCUGCACAGUGGGAAGCUCUACAAGGCCAAGAGCAACAAGGAGCUGUAUGGCUUCCUUUUCAACGACUUCCUCCUGCUGACUCAGAUCACGAAGCCCUUGGGGUCUUCUGGCACCGACAAAGUCUUCAGCCCCAAAUCAAACCUGCAGUAUAAAAUGUAUAAAACACCUAUUUUCCUAAAUGAGGUUCUAGUAAAAUUACCCACCGACCCUUCUGGAGACGAGCCCAUCUUCCACAUCUCCCACAUUGACCGCGUCUAUACUCUCCGAGCAGAAAGCAUAAAUGAAAGGACUGCCUGGGUGCAGAAAAUCAAAGCUGCUUCUGAACUCUACAUAGAGACUGAGAAAAAGAAGCGCGAGAAAGCGUACCUGGUCCGUUCUCAAAGGGCAACAGGCAUUGGAAGGUUGAUGGUGAACGUGGUUGAAGGCAUUGAGUUGAAACCCUGUCGGUCCCAUGGAAAGAGCAACCCGUACUGUGAGGUGACCAUGGGUUCCCAGUGCCACAUCACCAAGACGAUCCAGGACACUCUGAACCCCAAGUGGAAUUCCAACUGCCAGUUCUUCAUCCGAGACCUGGAGCAGGAAGUCCUCUGCAUCACUGUGUUCGAGAGGGACCAGUUCUCACCAGAUGAUUUUUUGGGUCGGACGGAGAUCCGUGUGGCGGACAUCAAGAAAGACCAGGGCUCCAAAGGUCCAGUUACGAAGUGUCUUCUGCUGCACGAAGUCCCCACGGGAGAGAUUGUGGUCCGCUUGGACCUGCAGUUGUUUGAUGAGCCGUAGGCAGCGGGCUCAGGGUGUGCUCAGCAGGGUCCCAGCCCACGGCCACACAUGCUGUCUGGAAAUUGUAUUUCUUUUCUAAGAAACCACCGUUUGGUAUUCAGUCACAGGGAUAUGGGACGGCAAAGACAGGCCCCUCAAAGCUCCUAGGAAUCAUUCUCGACAAUCCUCCCUGCCCCGAAACAGUUUCCUGUUUCAUGAAACAAAGCUGUGUUUUCCCUCGUCCUCACUACAGGUCUCAUUAUGGCUUCUAGGGUCGCUGAAAUCCCAUAGCCCUCAACAGGGUGCAGCUGGGAGUCUAGCCCCUUCCCGGGCUUCAGGGAUGGGUCUGGUUACUAUAAAAUAGAUCUAUAAAUGCAAUGUCUAUAUUUUUGGAGAACUCAUGUAACCCUCCUAUUUCUUACAUCCACCAGUCCCCAAGGAGACUUCUUGGCCUACAAUGCCCAGUCCUUGGUGUGCGUUUAGAAACAAUUAUGAUGGUCCUGUCAUUGCUUCAGAAUCCCAUCUCUCCUGCAGGGAAAUGCUGCCUGGAGCUGAUCACUCAGUGAGACGGUCUGAUCAGGCCCUGGCUUAGCUCUUUGAAGAGGUGGUCUAUGGAAGUUUCCAGCAUGUGUGCCGUUAUAGCCGUUCCUUCCCCCUCUAGGCCUUGUAUUAUAUGUCAAUGAAAAACACACCGGCGUAUUGUUGCUUGGAUUCAGUUCUGAUUCCCAGCAUGCUUGGAAUAUGGUCACAGAAAGUCAUUAUCUAGAAAGUCACCCCUCUGCUGGGUCAGAUCACUGCAGGUCACUGGAAAGGCAACUUUACAAUGUUGGGUCAUUGGGUCUCGGUCGGCAGCCAUGUUGGAAAAAUCUCUUUUGGCUCAGAGGCCCUGUGAUACUUCAUGGCAGCAGUAGUUGCUGGUGACCUGUUCUGUGCUUGAAUGUGCUGAAUCCUGAUUGUCGUAGGACAUUUCAACAGCUCUCUUUGGUACGUUCCCCAAAAAGCCACGUCCUAGAUCCCCAAGGCGUGAAAAGGAAAACUAUCAAGCUGGAGGUUGGGAAAGAAAAUGAAGGCAGUCCAUUAUGUGGUGGGUGAAAGACCCUAGGAGGAUGCAAGCCCCGCACAUCCUGGGGCAAAGACCUAAGACACUUUUCCACCCUCCACCACCCCAACCUCACGUAAUGUGCUUGUUGCAAGAGUCAGGACUGUAUGACUAUGUGCCAAGCUGUUUGGUUUGAGUUCUUUAAUUUUUUUUUCCCUUAAAUGCCAGGAGAUCGUCUAGUUAGUUAGAUAGUAACUUGAUUUGCUAAUGAAAAGUGGGGGCCGUGUUUUGUUCGCAUGUUAAUAUUCUCAUAAUCCCAGUUUGUUGUGGUCAUGAAAUGUCCUUUGCAUGUUCUGUUGGUACUGGAGUCUAGCUUUCCUGUACUAGAUGGUGUUCUCUUUGAUUGUAGGUCCUUAGACUUUAAUUAGGGUUAUAAAAGUGCUUUCUAAAUGAUAGCAUCAGCUUUGUGGCACAGUACCCCCUUUGCUGGGAACUGAAUGUGUAGUGUUAUAAUUUCCCAUGAGAGCCCGGUCAUACUUCAAGCAAUUUUUUUUAAAGUGUGUGUUGGAAAGGACAACAAAGUUUACAUUUCAUACUUUUAAGAAAUACUUUAUUAUUUAUUUAUUGAAGAUAGUGUAGAAUUUUGUAUCAAGAACAACAGACAUAAGUAUUUUUUGAAACAAGCAAAUAUACCCUGUAGUUAGAAACUUUCAACUGAACAUGUUAGAGACCAAGUUUAACUUCAGGCAUGCAUUUGUUUACCAUUUCCCAGCAGAAAACAUGGUUAAAAUACUUUAAGUUUAUAUUUUUUGAUGUUGUUAAGAAACUUUUAAAUUAAAUCUAUAAAUAGACAUGCAACUCAUGCUUUCCUAUUUCUAUAACCAAUACCGUUUGUUCAGUGUAUUUAUGAAAGACAUGCUACCAUGGUAGAAAAGAAAGUAUUCAAUGUGUAAAUGGGGUAGUGUGGGUCACCAUUCCAAUCUCUUUUUGUUUUCUGUCCUGUCUUUUCUUCAUUGACUUUAUUUGCGUGUUAAUGUUGGACAUCAUUGUUCAUGUAGGUAGCGUAUGGUAUGCACAAUGACAAACAAUCGUUUUAGGUCCCAGGUCACCCACUCAUAGUGUCCUAUUAUUGGAAUUAAUGUAGCAUGAGAAAGCAAUAUGUGACUCUCUUUCCUCAAGUGACUCUGUUGAGCAUCCUUGAGAUGCUCCUGCUGUGUAGCAAGUUCUGGAUUAGUGUCCUUGUAUUUACUGGUGUAAUUUGUAAUGUAACCGAUCGUCCAUAUGGAGGAGUCAGGCUGGCCCUCGGACCCAGCUGUGAUUCAUGAGUUGUGUCACGGUGAUUGAGGAACAUGGGUGAUGCAUGGAGUCUCAAACUCUCGGGCCUCUCUGUUCCUUCACCUCUACCUUCUUGACUAUCUGGGCUAUAUUUCAUAGAAAUUAAAUGCUCCUUGCCAACAAA